AUGGUAACAAUCGAGUCAGAGUCCGAUUUCUAUGACGUCUUUGAGAUUCUGGGGAAGGGCACGUUUGGGGAGGUCGUGAAGAGCUGGAAACGGAGCACUGGGGAGAUGGUGGCCAUAAAAAUCCUGAAGAAUGACUCCCACCGCAGCAGGAUCAUCAAGAAUGAGCUGAAGCUGCUGCAGACCAUGUCCGAGGUGGAUUCCGAGGAGUCUCACAUCGUCCAGUUCCACGAAUUCUUCCACGACGAGCUCAAGUUCUACCUGGUCUUUGAGCUCCUGGAGCAAAACCUCUUCGACUUCCAGAAAGAGCACAACUUCUCUCCAUUGCCGGUCCGGCACAUCCGCACAGUGACCACGCAGGUGCUGAGAGCCCUGGCCAAGUUGAAAGAGCUGUCAAUCAUCCACGCUGACCUGAAGCCAGAGAACAUCAUGCUGGUGGACCAGGUGAGGUAUCCUUUCCGGGUCAAGGUGAUUGAUUUUGGAUCGGCCAGCAUCUUCAACGAAGUGCGCUAUGUCAAAGAGCCUUACAUCCAGUCCCGAUUCUACCGGGCCCCAGAAAUACUGCUGGGGCUGCCAUUCUGUGAGAAGGUGGACAUGUGGUCCCUGGGGUGCGUGAUGGCCGAGCUGCACCUUGGCUGGCCCCUCUACCCUGGGAACAAUGAGUAUGACCAGAUCCGGUAUAUCUGCGAGACCCAAGGCAUGCCCAGGCCCACCCUCCUGAAUGCAGCCCGAAAGGCCCACCUCUUCUUCAAGAGGAGCCAGCACCCCGAGGUGGUGAACUCCUGGCAGCUGAAAACCCCAGCAGAGUAUCUGGCUGACACCAAAGUGAAGUCUGUGGAGAGGAGAAAGUACGUGCUCAAGUCCCUGGACCAGAUGGAGACGGUGAACGUCCACAAGAUGAUCUACCCGGACACAGAGGCCCUGGCUGAGUACUUUGACCUCCGGAGCAUGGUGGAGCUCAUCAAACGGAUGUUGACCUGGGAUUCUCACGAGCGCAUCACUCCCAGCGCAGCCCUGAAACACCCCUAUAUCUCCACCCAACCCCUGAAGCAGAACUAUGAUCUCACCCAGUACUACCAGUUCUGCCUGAGGAGCCUCCGGGAGUCGCUGCCCAGCCAUGGCAAGGCUUCCGAGGAGGAAACGCAACAUUACAGUGCCAUGGAGGAGGACCGCUUCUACAGCCGGGAGGAAAGCGCUCAUGGCAUCCAGGGCACCACCAGCCAGUUGGACGAGCUCAGCAUUGCUGAAGCCAGCCGGGAGGUGCCCCUAAAGGUGUGGGGCGAAGGGCCCAGCGGGGGAGGCUAUGAUCCCAUUCUGGACCCGGCGGAGGCAGUGGCAAAUCGGCAUAGAGUGGCCCACCAGAGCCUCCGGCUGCGUCAUGAGCAGGCCCAGCAGGAACCCAUCCCAGCCUACUACCGAAGCCGGCCCGGCAGCCCCAGGCACCACAAGGCCUCUCACCAUGUGAAGUCAGACCCCACUUUUGAGAACCUGAUCCUUCUGGGGCAGUACACGCCGGAAGACCCCCAUGGCUGGGAGAAGGAGAGCAAUGCCAGCGUCACUUCCUUGCCAGAGUCCGGUGCCCUGGAGGAGGCGAGCUACCCCAAAGGCCUGGUCCUCUCACCCACCACACAGCACGGGCAGACAGAGGUCUUUGAGCCGGCCAUGCCGCUGCCCGGGCCAAACCCCUGGCUACCCAGCGAGGACUGGCUGGCUGAACACAGCAUGGAAAGAGUCCCGCUCAAGGCAGUGCUGCACGCCCCCCGGAACCGCCACCAGCUGCAGCCUUACCUGCAACAUGUUGCCAGCCACCACUAG
This is a messenger RNA of Protobothrops mucrosquamatus (brown spotted pit viper), 1812 nucleotides long. RefSeq names its product homeodomain interacting protein kinase 4 (gene HIPK4). The record is from RefSeq and is a predicted model, not a curated record. Gene Ontology annotation, cellular component: nucleus; cytoplasm. Gene Ontology annotation, biological process: peptidyl-threonine phosphorylation; peptidyl-serine phosphorylation. The transcript is spliced from 2 exons. Lineage: Eukaryota; Metazoa; Chordata; Lepidosauria; Squamata; Viperidae. Bases 1 to 1812 code for a protein of 603 amino acids. Gene Ontology annotation, molecular function: ATP binding; protein serine/threonine kinase activity; protein tyrosine kinase activity.